AAAACAUCCCGAGAAGGAAUCCGCUACACGGACACAUCGUGAGUCCUCCACGGUCUAAUAAACGUUCACGGUCGGAGUCUGGAGCUUCUCUGGAGAAUCGGAGCGAACAUGUCCCGAGAGAGGUAACCUUUUCCCGGACUGCCGCUUCCUCCUCUGCCGGCUGAAGGACGGAGCAGGACGGACAGACGCAGAUGGAGAGGCCGGGCAGGCUGCUGCUGCUGUCCGAGCUCCGCGUCAGAAAUACGGCGUACGAUGUGAGCCUGAGCCGGUCCCUGCUCACCUGGAAGAGACGCGUCUCCAGCCCGGUGUACCACCCGUUCAGACCCAGUGUGUGUCACAGUGUGUCAGUGUCAGAGAUCAUCUCUGUCAGGGAGGAAGAGGAGGAAAACGGCAGCAGACGAAGAGAGGAUGGCAGCUGGAAAAAGAUCAAAGAGAGGGAAGAAAAGGACUACAGGCAGGCCUUCACAGUGCUGUAUGUGGAGAGGUGUCGGCAGCAUCGCUGGCGGUGUGCUGAGGUCACCUUCACGUGUUCAGAUGCUGCGCUGUGUCAACACUGGAUCAGCAGCAUCAGAGAGCAGCUUGCAGCUAUCACCAGCCGACCCAAACACCUGUUGGUCUACAUCAACCCAUACGGCGGGAAGCGCCAGGGAAAACGCAUCUACGAGCAGAAGGUCGCCCCGCUGUUCGCCCUGGCUGGCGUCUCCACACAUGUCAUCGUGACGGAGUUUGCCAAUCAUGCAAGGGAUCACCUAAAGAUGGAGGCAGAGCUGAAGAAGUUUGAUGGUGUGGUGUGUGUCGGAGGAGACGGCAUGUUCAGUGAGAUCAUCCAUGGGCUGAUCUGGAGGACACAGAUCGACAACAGCGUAGAUCCAAACUGUCCAGAUGAAACACUGUCUACCUGCUCGCUUCGCAUUGGGAUCAUUCCUGCAGGUUCCACAGACUGUAUCUGCUUCGCCACUGUGGGCACCAAUGACCCUGUGACCUCCGCACUGCACAUCAUAGUGGGUGACUCUCAGCCAAUGGACGUGUGCUCGGUUCAUCACAACAACACGUUCCUGCGAUACUCUGUCUCUCUGCUGGGAUAUGGUUUCUAUGGUGAUGUGCUAACUGACAGCGAGAGGAAGAGAUGGAUGGGACCAGCCAGAUACGACUUGUCUGGUCUGAAAAUGUUCCUGACUCAUCAUUGCUAUGAAGGAACAGUGUCCUACCUGCCGGCCAGGGGCAUCAUAGGAACGCCGCGAGAUGCAGCCAGGUGUCAAUCCGGCUGUGUGGUUUGUCAGCAUAACGGGCGGCUACAUUCAGAGAGAGCUGAGAGGUACGAGAUGGAUGACACAUCAGACUGCGAGAGUGAUGGCGAGUGGAGGACGAUCCGAGGGAAGUUUCUCGCGAUCAAUGCUGCCAGUAUGAGCUGUGCUUGUCCUCGCAGCCCUAAAGGCCUCUCACCUGCUGCUCACCUGGCCGAUGGCACCACUGACCUCAUCCUGGUCCGAAAAUGUUCCCGCUUUGACUUCCUCAGACACCUCCUCCGACACACCAGCAAGGAUGAUCAGUUUGACCUGACUUUUGUUGAGGUCCACCGGGUGCGGCGUUUCCGCUUUACGCCCCGUCACUGCCAGAGUGACUCGGAGCUCGAGUUGGACCUGCAGGAGAAUGGCAAACACCAGAUCUUCAGCCAGAUCUGCCGAGACCACCCGGCUUGUGGCUGUGCGCCUGCCUACAGCAGCUGGAACUGCGAUGGCGAGAUUUUGACCCACACGGCCAUUGACGUCAGAGCGCACUGCCAGUUGAUCAAGCUGUUUGCACGAGGAAUCGAAGAGCCGCCAGUGUUUGAAGAUCUCACUAACCCCUGUGCGAUAUAAGCCGGUGUCCCCCAUUAUUCUCUGCCCGACACUGGAGCUGUGUCUUUGUUGCCGGCUACUGCCUACGUUGCUGCUGCCGCCACCAUCAUGUGACGUUCAUCACAUUUUACACUUGGAGAUGCGACAGGAUUUGCUGACUCAGCAAUUAGUCAUGCUGUUACUCAACAAAUGUCAGCAGCACAGAUGGAAACAAAACUUUAUCCUCUGGGUCAAAAUGAUUUCCUAAUCUGUAGUUUUCUGACAGCUUAACAUGUAUUCCCUGGAAACUAGGAAACCACUGUAAAUCAGGAAAUUGUAGACCCAAAGAAUGAAGCUUCACCCUCAGAUUUUGAAAUCGUUUGGAGUGUCUCUAUUGGUGUUUGUUUGGAAUGGUUGCCGGGUGUCUGGUACCUGCUUUAUAUUUCAUACAUAAUUCCAGGUCUGCAGCAGAGACAAGCCCUGUUUGACAGUAUUUUAUAUACCAAAGGUCAGAGCAACAUGGACUUCUGCAUGUCUGUGUUGCUCAAAAAGUGAUCACUGCCUACAGAAUGGCCUGUAGACUACAAGUCCAGUUUCAAUCUCAAGUCCAGCAUCUCUCUUAAAUCAGAUUUGUUUCUUGCCACUCUCUGCAAUUCGUCUUGAGGUCAUUUUGAUUUCUCUCAGUCAAUCCUGUUGUGAUUCAGACUUGCUAAGAUCUGACCAUGUUUCCGUUUGGGGAGUAUUUGACCUGAACUUGUCAUUGAUUCAGACUUGCUUCCAUCUAAUUUCUCUUUUUAGGUGGACUUGUGGUGACAGGGAUGUGCCUCAGUUGGACUCUGACUUGUCUUAGCAUUGUUAGUGUUUAGACAGGAGGGGAGAGAUGCAAAGCCUAAAUGCUUGUUCCAGAAGUCCAUAUCCAAUCGCUCAGUUUCAUAUGUUUCUGGACUUGUCCAAGUUUAACAGGUGAAAUGACUCGGCCCUAACAUGUAUCAGUCUUGUCUCAGUGUAUUUAUGUGGACUUGUAGAGAGUCUCGUAGUCUCUAAGGAUCCUGCAGUUGCACUUGUCUCGACCUUGUUGGAGGAGUUCUCUUGAUGUAAAUUUGUUUUGACGUUACCAACCAACUUGACCUGUUGCUAUCUUUUAUCUUUACCAAUGCCAGAUCUUUUUUAGUUGUCUAAAAGGCUGCUGUCAGUCCUAUGUAUUAUCUGUAACUUUAUUUUUCCACCUUCUUUACGACAUGGACAAGUUUUCUCCAAUAUCUCAGUUUUGUGAUUGUCUACGAUUUGGACUUUUCCUGGUCUUGCUGAGGUUUUGACUUUGACUUAUCUGGUUCUUGGUUACUGUACCUGUAACCUGGCCCUGAUUUAGACACAAAACAGAAACUGCUUUGACUUGGACUUAGUCUUAACCUUGAUUGUUGAUUAAUGGCAAGUUUCAGUGUGACUUCAAUAUUUUUUUUCUGUUGUGUCAGACUUGUGUCUGCCUCCUGAAUAUGUUGACUUGGAUUUAGCUUGGAUUCUACUUAAGCAGCAGCUGUGCAGAGUAGAAUAGACAGAGAGCUUCUGUAUUUAUUUAGCAUAUUUGUGGGUUAGAAAGUCUUGCAUAAACGUUGGCUUAUUUGCAUUUUUUAUAUAGUUUAACAAAUAUACUAGACUUGGAAUUAGCUGUUACAUGUACGAGGGAUGCCAGACACCUGCCAGUCAUUCCAAGGGUCAUGUGAUUAUAAGGAGUCAGAGGUGGUCAGUACUUACAGAGAAGAAUGAUGCUGACAAGUUUAUUUUCCACUGUUGACCUUUUCUUGAACAAUCACUGUCCUUGUUCUUCUGCUUGCAAAGAUUUCUGUCCCUCAAACCGAUUCAUUCGUUUUCUCCAGUCCUCAGUUACCGUUGUUUCUCAGGAAGACUUGAGCCCAAUCAUAUCUUUGAAGCUGUGUUCUUACACAUUUGAAUUCAACGAUAUUCAGAAAAAAAAGACAUCUACAAUUUUUAUUUUAAUCAAGAACAUUUUGUGAUUGUCAGGGUGGUCAUGAUGCACAUGUCCAUGUUUUUAAUCUUCCAUAUCUGCUCAAUAUGCAGAAGCACUCAGUCUGAGCAAAGAUAAAACAGAAUGGAAAACAUCUGACGAAUUACUGCUUUAAUACACCAACUGUUCUGUCUUCAAAAUGUGCUGAAGCUCUCGCUGUAUCUUCAAUUUACUCUCAGUAUAAAAGGAUGUUCUCAUCUAUCUAAUUCUAACUUAGUCUCAUAAAACCUCAAAAUAAUCAUCUGAAACUUCCAUAAUUUAAAAUAAGAUUUUCCAGCAACACAAAUAUAUUUUUGUAGACAAAAGCAUUCUUAAUUUAAUUUAUUCCAUCUUUUAAAGUUGUUGCAAGAUACAUUACUUGGCCAAAAGUAUGUGGACAGCUGAACAUUGCAGCCAUAUUUCAUCAGUGAACUGCUUAUUCCACAAACUUGCAGGGAUGUGCUCCCAUUCAGCCACAAGAGCGUUAGUUUAAUGCAACAGUGAUGGCGGGUGAUAAAGUCAGGCUCUUUGUUGGUAUUUAAGUUCAUCCCAAACAUGAUAAGAUCCGUGCAGGCCAGUCAAGUUGUUCCACACCAAACUGAGACAACCAUUUCAUGUGCAUCUGACUUUACACACAGAGAGAUGUUGAAAAUGGAGAGGGACAAAACUAAUCUCAAACAGUUCAAACUGUUUGAAUGGUUAAUUCCUUAUUUGUCUGUACAUGCUAGUGGCUUGGCUCUACGGUCAGCAUCGAUGAUCCUAAUGUUCUGGGCGUAACUGCCUCGGUAGAAAUUCCACUCCAUAAGUGCUAAUAUGUCAGCUUCAAUUAACUCCUGAACUGGUUGGGUCACAGGUUGUACCCACCAGAAGUCUAAUACCAAACUAUGUCCUGUACCAAACAGUGUUGGUUAAAUUUGAGUGGCUCAAACUGUUUGAACUGUUACAACACCAUUCGUUAUAGUGCUAGCAAAGUGGCUGUAGUUACAUAACUGAUGGUUAGUCUUGAAUAAAGUUGGGCCUCAAAAAAUCUUUCAAAGAAUGCAAUCUGAUCUGAAUUGCUCAACUCCAUAGACACGUUCAACAUUCUGCAGAAUGUUUUGGGGGGAUCAAUAAGGAUCAGUAAGGAUGUGAAUAGGGCUGUCUACAAACUUUUGGCUGGCUGUGUUUUUCCACAGAUACUUUAUUUUCUUAGCUUAGCCAAAAAAAAAAAAGUUUGUGUACAAGUGAAUUCAUCUCACUGUGAGUGUUGCCAGUUUGUAAAACAGUAUUGUGUUUAAAGAAACUUCUCUGUAAAGUCCAGUGUUGAUAUUCAACCAUCUGCUAAUACAGACACAUUUUUUAUUUUUGAAAACCUUCUUAGUGGACUACUCUGAGCAUAUUGUAGCCUGAUGUUAAUGGUCUCUGUAGCUGCUGCUCAAUGUGCCCUGGGGGUUCAUUUUUGCAGAAAAUACAAUCUAUAUGUAGCAGUAUCCCUUUUGUGUGAUUUUUUUCCCCAAGGUCUUUCUAUGCAUAUCUGUUCAUAAUAUCAUGGAAUGACAAGAUCGCCUUUCUUCUCUGCCGAGAAUCAGUUCUUUAAAUGAAAACUCAUUCUAACUUUGACAGAAGGUUGAGCAUCAGCACUGGACUGUCAGACUGUAAUAGAUACUGUUUUUUGUUUGUUGACCAGCAGUCCUGUUUACUUUCUGUAGACAUUAAACUGGACUCAAAUUGAUGGAGAAGGGAACCAGUAGCAGCUCACGGUGUUCCAAAACACCAAUCAGUCAGCUUUCAGCUUUAUCCUGAUCUUUAUCCGACCAAAUACAAGCCAGGGUUUUCUGAUGUAGCUGUUUAUUUUUCUGUCUGAUACUGUGAUGGUUGUAGCUCAGUCAAGAAGUUUUCACAGGUUUAGAAUUUUAAACCUUAUCCAAAGCAGGUCACUGAAAGUUGCCCAAGGAUAAUUAAAGAUCCAAAAUCCUUUUUAUAGUGACUGUAAUAUGACCCUGGCACAAGGUCACAGGUUGAGCCUCUGGUGCUUGGGACCAGGUGGACCUGUGAAGAGCUGUAGCUGAGCCUCAUGUUGUCUCAUGUUGGUUUAUCUCCUAAAGCUGUAUUCAUGUACAAUCAGAAUCUGCUGUAAACCCUCAAACAACAAACCAAAUGUGCGCACAGAGGUCGACUGAUGACAGAUGACUGAAGUGGAUUUUUAAUUAGGAGAGAAUGACAAAUUUUCAUUGACAUUCGGCUGUGUUUGUGCUUUGCCACUAUCACAGAUGCAAAUAGUUUUGUAUGUUUUGUGAAAUAGUCAGUGCUGAUUUAAUAUUGGAAAUACUGAGCUACUAUACCUGGUGAGCUAACCACUGAAAUGUUGAAGAGGCUAGAAAUUGCAAGCUCAGCUCCUGACUAAUGCCAUAGCUUAACUAUCCAGCCAAACCAGCUAGCUGCCAAGUUCGUAACUAGAUAAUGUUGCAGUCAUGCAGACAAAAGAAGGGCGAAACUUACCAUAAAGUGCUGUUACUCAGAGUUUAAUGAGGAAGUGACCAUCUAUCUGGCGAGCUAACAGCUGACACAGCUAGGGUACUCAGUAGUCAACCACAACCACAGCAGCUUUUUAUUUCUUUGUACAGUGCUUUUUAUUCCCUGAUAUUACUGGCAUUUUAGUGCCAUAAGCGGUCUUUUAACUGCCCCUUCACCGACGCACAAAAGUUCAAGCUGCUCUAAAACGUCCCAUACAUGCUGGCAGUGCAAAACGACUGAUUGUCAUGUUAGCAAUUGACCUGAAUUCAGAUAGUUUCUCCGAAAAUAUAAUUGUACCAUGGAACUCGCUCCAUAACUGUCUCUAAAGCAUGUUUCUGUUAUAAGGAUUUUCAUUCUUCAACAGAGGAGGUCAUAAACUGGAUGGUGACCACCAUUAAGAUACACUGAAGAUGUCAGAAUGACUUGCUGUUGGUCAGUGGUUUAAAUUGCCAGGUAAAAGCUCAUCAAAAUUGAUUUAGGCUUGACAAUUAUCGCAGACUUGUCUAUGAUGUUUCUGUGUUUCUAAUCCAGAUGUCACCAGGCCAUAUGUACCAGCAGCUAACUGGUUUGUGUCGCCAGUCUGAGUUGAUCCCAAGUCAGAAAUAUCAGGAAUCACCAUGUGGUGCUAUGAUAUUUAAAAAUAAAAAUAAAAAACUACACAUGUAUCUCAAAACUAGCAGCAAAAAAUGUGAAGUUAUCUUGUUAUUUGUAUUCUGCCAACUUGCAUUCUGUUGGUUAGCAAGCUAGCUAAGGUUUGUCACAGACCAGACAAUAACACAAAGUUAACGAAGGGAACUUAUUAGUGUCAUGGACAGCUGACUGCAAACCAGCCCACAUCAUGUUUUUGGAGUUUAUACUGGUAACAGAGCAGGGUUAAAUAAAAGUAAAUGGUGACACAGCUAUUAUAAAAGCUUCCUCAACUUAGGACUUCGCAGCUCUUCCUUCCCACAAAGCUCAGCACUGAUCAGAUAUUUUCAAUAUGAUCAUGCCAUCAAAAAAUGCUGGCUUGACAUGGAUCUUUAGAGUGAAAUGUGUAAAAUCCUACAAUAUGGAAUUACAUAUAUAACCAAAUCAUCUCUAGUGUUGUGUAGAAUGUGUAAAAUGACCUGCUGCUUAUUUUAUUUUUGGCACUGAUUAUUUUUAUGGUUAAUUGAGUAGUUUCAAAGUUAUUUUAAAAAAUAAAUAAAUAAAAAUUCAUUCUCAUAUCUUUUUAAGUAGAGAGUGAUUCUUCUCUCUUUAGUUUUUUCUGAAGGAAUGAUGUCUCAGCUCUGUGAAGUUAAAGAAGUUAGUGAAAGACUCUCCUGCGUACAGAAAAUAUAAAAAAUAUUUAACACUGUACUGUAUUAUGACUCUAAAAGCUAGUUGGCUCAAGUGAAUCAGUCGACCUCUAGCUGUAACCUGAACCUACCUAUUACCUUCUGCUGUAGCUGUUGCAUUAUCAGAAAUAAAAACAUUUCCAACUCUU
Molecule: messenger RNA, 7777 nt
Organism: Stegastes partitus (bicolor damselfish)
Lineage: Eukaryota; Metazoa; Chordata; Actinopteri; Pomacentridae
Product: ceramide kinase-like
Exons: 13
Coding region: 192-1859 (555 amino acids)
Biological process (GO): phosphorylation; ceramide metabolic process
Molecular function (GO): ceramide kinase activity
Source: RefSeq, a predicted model, not a curated record